UCUCCCUCUCUCUCUCCCUCUCUCUCUCUCUCCCUGUGUCGCUUAAACAACAGUCCUAACUUUUGUGUGUUGCAAAUAUAAAAGGCAAGCCAUGUGACAGAGGGACAGAAGAACAAAAGCAUUUGGAAGUAACAGGACCUCUUUCUAGCUCUCAGAAAAGUCUGAGAAGAAAGGAGCCCUGCGUUUCCCCCAAGCUGUGCAGCAGAUACUGUGAUGAUGGAUUGCAAGUGCAAAGAGUAAAACGAAACUCAGGCAUACAAAGGACAAUGACAACCAGAAAGCUUCAGCAAGAUCCUGCCCUUUCCUUGAAAGGAACUGGAUCCUAGGAGGUGAAGGCAUUUCCAAUUUUUAGUCCUCUGCCUCCCUCUGCUGUUCCUCUUGAGAAGCUUUUCCUUACAACAAUGAGAAAUCAUGUACUAGCUGCAUCCUUUUCUAUGCUCUCCCUGCUGGUGCUAAUGGGAGAUACAGACAGCAAAACGGACAGCUCAUUCAUGAUGGACUCGGAUCCUCGACGCUGCAUGAGGCACCACUACGUGGAUUCUAUCAGUCACCCAUUGUACAAGUGUAGCUCAAAGAUGGUGCUCCUGGCCAGGUGCGAGGGGCACUGCAGCCAGGCGUCACGCUCCGAGCCCUUGGUGUCCUUCAGCACUGUCCUCAAGCAGCCCUUUCGCUCCUCCUGUCACUGCUGCCGGCCCCAGACCUCCAAGCUGAAGGCGCUGCGGCUGCGCUGCUCAGGGGGCAUGCGACUCACGGCCACCUACCGGUACAUCCUCUCCUGUCACUGCGAGGAGUGCACCUCCUGAAGCCUGCUGUUGCGUGGAUUCUAGAUGGGACAACCUCCCCCGUCGCCGAGGCAGUUCAACCAGCCAGGGGAGGACUGGCAAGAAAAGAGUUAGGGCAAAAAAAGAUGCAUCAAUUCCCAUGGGAUUCUGCAUAUUCUAGUAAUAAAGACUCUACAGGCUUGUUGACAGAGAAAUACUCUGGGAAUUUGUUUUCCAUUCCCGUCUCCUUUUCUUGGUACAAUUUCUUUUGGUUCCUUUUCAGAUUCAGGCAUUUUCCCCCUUGGCACUGAAUGCUGUUCACUUCCAACAAUACAGCAUUAGUGGGAAAAUGGGCCCCCAUGCAAGAGUGGGUCAGGCUGUCACUGUUUGGUGCAGAUUAGGGAAGCAUUCACUUUGGAAAACAGGAAAGCCCAACUCUUUCCCGGACAUCGUCUUUUUUUUUUUAAUCUUGUCAUUUGGUCUAAGGUUGCCAUUGCUGCUAAAGGCCACCAAUUUCAAAUUCCAAGCACCAACUAUAUGGGUAUGUUUAGCCAGGUUCACUCACAGCCAGCUAACCUACAUUAAAAUAACUAACAAACGGAUUCUCUUAUGUGAUGCUGGAACUUCUGAUAGCCGUAAUUAUUAUUCAGAAAUGUCUUUUGAGAAGUAAAGGUGGCAUAAAGAAUUUGUCACCUGAAGGCUCUCUCAGAUAAAUUAUGGUAAAAUUCUGUAAGGCAGUAGACUUUUAAAGACCUGCACAAAUACGGAUCCUGCACUGACGUUGAAAAAGGCAUAUACAUACUAGUGGCAUGGAGAAUGCACUCUACUCAUGCAUGCAAAUUAGACAACCAAAUAUGACUCUAUUUGUGGGUGUGCUAUAGCUUUAGCCAUGUCGCAGGCAUCAUUCUCUAACAUUCAUUCGUCCAUGUGAAGCUUGCUGCCAAAAUGGUGGCCUGGCUCAUCUUCUGAACAUUUGGUUCAAAUGUAUUUUGGUCCUUGAGGCUCAAAAUUGGAGU
Messenger RNA from Equus quagga, 1777 nucleotides. It is a transcript of the gene NDP, whose product is annotated as norrin cystine knot growth factor NDP. Bases 402 to 803 code for a protein of 133 amino acids. Gene Ontology annotation, biological process: Wnt signaling pathway. The record is from RefSeq and is a predicted model, not a curated record. The transcript is spliced from 3 exons. NCBI's taxonomy places the organism in Eukaryota, Metazoa, Chordata, Mammalia, Perissodactyla, Equidae.